Diospyros lotus (date-plum) is the source of this 705-nucleotide messenger RNA. Its product is annotated as exopolygalacturonase clone GBGE184-like. The record is from RefSeq and is a predicted model, not a curated record. Gene Ontology annotation, biological process: carbohydrate metabolic process. NCBI's taxonomy places the organism in Eukaryota, Viridiplantae, Streptophyta, Magnoliopsida, Ericales, Ebenaceae. Gene Ontology annotation, molecular function: polygalacturonase activity. The coding region runs from base 1 to 705 and encodes 234 amino acids. The transcript is spliced from 3 exons.
AUGAUCAACAGCAAAGGAUUCCACAUGAAAAUCUCCGAUUCCAGCAACUUCACAGUGACGAACAUUACCGUAACUGCGCCUGGGGAUAGCCCUAACACGGAUGGGAUACAUAUAAGCGGAUCCGAUCUCGUCAGCGUUUCAAAGUCCGUCAUAGGAACCGGAGAUGACUGCAUCUCUAUAGGUGACGGCACUACAAAUCUCGCCGUCUCGGAGAUCACCUGUGGCCCUGGACACGGAAUUAGUAUUGGCAGCCUUGGCCAGCGCGAGAAUGAAGACAGUGUGAGGGGAGUUACGGUGACUAACUGUACACUUUCAAAUACGACGAAUGGUGCAAGGAUCAAAACCUGGCACGACUCGCCUGCAAUAGAAGCUUCCGGGAUUGUUUUCGAAGAUAUAGUGAUGAACGGUGUGAAAAACCCCAUCAUCAUAGAUCAGCAUUACGGUGCCAAGAACAAGCCAGGGGCAUCUAACGUGAAGGUCAGCGAUGUUCAUUACAAGAACAUCAGGGGAACCACAAUCACCAAUACUGUGGUUGCUCUGAAUUGCAGCGACGCGGUCCCCUGUGAGGGCAUUGAAGUGAUGGACGUUGAUUUCACCCUUGACGCCGCCGUCGCCGCCACUGCAAAGUAUCCCACUCUUUCCAACGCGUGCACGAAUGCUAAGGCGGUCUUCACCGGCAAACAGAACCCGCCGCCUUGCCUAUGA